AAUGAUUUUAGAAACUUAUAGUGAAUAUUUUAUUGAUACCACCCGUUAAAAUAAUCUGAUUUAAAUAAUUUUACAGUUUUUUAUAUGUUAAAUAAUUUUAACAUAAAUCUACAGAUUCAAAGACGAACGAGCGCCAUCUGACGGACAUUUCGCCACAGUCGCAUAAAUAGGUGGAUCUUGAAAACCGGACGUCAAAUUAAAGACUAUUAAUAUAGUUAAUUAUUUGUGUAAUGAUAAUUUAGCUCGACGAACAUAUAAUGGAAAAAAGAGCGACGUUAUCAUCUCCACACAGCAAACCAAGAAACCUGAGGUUUAGGGAUGUGUCUAUAGACAUUUUAUCUGAUACUCUCGCCUACCUCAAUAAUAUAAACAGAUCCAACUUAAAAACUGUAUCGUAUCUGUGUGGAAAUCUGAAAGAUCAAAAAAUAGUGGAGUCGGUGUUUUACGUUUGUGCUGAACUAGGACUUGACCCUGUGGUUGGAUACUAUGCCAUUGAGAUACUGAACAGGUUUCUGGCCAAAUAUCUUGAAGGUCUAAUCGUCAGCCAGCGGAAGCAACCCACACGAAGUCUUUCAUGUAAGGACAAAGGAAACUAUACGGAUCUCAUCCACCAAACUCUCAAGGAGAAGUUCUUUCUUCUCACCCUCUCCAGUGUUCAGAUAGCCAGCAAACUGGACCUACACUUGAAUGUUGUAAACAACGACGUUGCGCUGAAAUUUCUGCACUCAGUCAGUUACCCUUGUACCAAAGAGAAACUCCUGGACACUGAGAUUUUUAUUUUAAAAACUCUCAACUUUAAUUUGAAUGUUCCAAACGCUUUGACAUAUGUGGAGACUCUUUUGGAAGUGCUGGGCUAUAAUGAUCCAUCAGCCCCUGUGGAGCAGCUGCACCAUCUCUGUGUGUAUGUACUGCAGUUCAUUUACCUGCAGAGGGAGUCCAUCUACAACACAUUGCUAGUAUCUGCCACUGGAUCCCCCAAUCCUUCCUAUGAGCAAAGAGCCAAGUUUAUGUCUGUGACUGAAGACUUCAUGCUUUUGGGAGUUGGAGUCAUUGCUGUUGCUGCCUUUAUUCAUCAUAUCUCAACAUGGGAAAAGUUGAUGUGCGCUGCAGGUAGUGGAGGAGCUCACAGGUGUCACAGGAAUUUCCGUCCAGAGUAUUAUGGACUAUGCAUAUGUCACCCUGAUGCACAUCACCAAGAUCAAACCCAUCUGACUCUUGUGUGCGUUUAAGUGUGAAGAGCCGUUGUGAGCACACAGUACAAAUUAGUAGUACAAAAACUGGUUAUCUGUAUAUCUGAAUUUUAACAAUGAAAGAUAUUAUUAUUAUUACUACUAUGGAUUGUCUGAAUUGUAAACAAUAACUAAUAAACGCCAAAAAAGAUGUUACGGAUUGCUAUGCUAUAAUAAUCUCUGAACAUUUUUCAACUACUGUUUUUUGACUAAAUCUUCCUACUGUAUGUGUUAAGAAUAAAUUAUUAAUAAAAAUAAAUGUACUUGCUGGAUUGCA
Messenger RNA from Misgurnus anguillicaudatus (oriental weatherfish), 1506 nucleotides. Lineage: Eukaryota; Metazoa; Chordata; Actinopteri; Cypriniformes; Cobitidae. The record is from RefSeq and is a predicted model, not a curated record.